UUUGAUACAUCAGAUGUUUGGAUAAGUAUCACCUUAUUAAAAUGCAAGGCAUUUAAGAUAAACAUUACUACGCAGGGAAGAGGGGCACCUUUCUCUUACUCCACCAACCACGGGUGCGACACUGCAUCAUAGAGACAAUUUUAUGUUCAUAGAUCUAGUCAGCUUUUGAACCUCGAUAUGCCUCAAAACGACUACCAUGGAGAUGGACUGCGGGCAUUUGAUCUCAAAACAGAAAAUCGACAAGUGGAGUAUCCAGAUUUAGAAGUGCGGACUUUGGUCGGCAAUCAACAGACUAGUACUUAUGGGCCGUCUUUCACUGGGCUUCAACAUCCCAUCUUGGAUGGACAGUCUUUAGCCGGACAUCAACAACAGAUCCCAGAUGGACGGUAUUUAGAUUUAGACGGAAAUCAACAACAGAUCCUAUAUGGACGGUCUUUAGCCGGACAUCAACAAAAGACCCCAGAUGAACUGUCUUUAGCCGGACAUCAACAACAGAUCUCAGAUGAACUGUCUUUAGCCGGACAUCAACAACAGAUCCCAGAUGGACAGUCUUUAGCCGGACAUCAACAACAGAUCCUAGAUGGACAGUCUUUAGCAGAACAUCAAAAAGUCGCUGGCUGUAAUUUGGAGUCUCCGACUGAAAUUCACGACAUGAGUCAGAAACUUCAUGAAAGUCCGAAGCCAUCUAAUGCCAGCUACGAAUUAGUGGAGAUAGAAAUGUUACAGAUAGCAGAAGGGGAGCAGAUGGAGGACUCUAGCAGCGAGAGUGAGACGGACAUUGAGACGGAAAAAACACGAACUUUGACCUUUCAUGUUUACGCUGCCAGAAGCCGAUGCUUCAAGCUGUGCCGAGAGAGAGGCUCGGCCCUGAAGAAGGCACGUCACGUGAUUUGUCUGCUCUUGUACAUCUCCUACUUUGUGUACGCUAUGUACCUCCACCACAGCGACAGCACAUCCACAGGACUUAUUGUCCUGACAGCUAUCCUGGUCCUUGCCUUGUCCUAUCGUUACCUGCCUGUCGAUCGUGUGACGUCAAAGAUAUGCAAGUUGUUUUCCAAGCACCCUGUAGCUCUAAAACGCUUCAGACGAUGUACAGCUUUGGCAUGUGUUGUGGCGACAGUGGCUACAUUGGUGACAGAAGUUGUCAUGGUCCGUCCCAAAAACCUCGUCUCUCUCAUCGGCAUGGCCGCCAUGUUGCUGACGUUUUUCAUCACUUCCUCACAUCCUCAUAAAAUAAUAUGGCGGCCAGUGGUCACUGGUCUGUUGAUGCAGUACGUGUUUGCCCUGGCUGUUCUGCGAGUCCCCGAGGUGCAGCAGAUAUUCCGGUGGGUGGGGGAGGUUGUCACCACUCUGGUCUCGUUCUCCAAUGAAGGCGGGCAGUUUUUGUUUGGGACUGAUCUCAAAUCCAACGGAUUCGUUUUUUAUCUGAUCCCUCUCAUCAUUUUCAUCAUGGCCUUUUUAUCUGUCCUUGAACAACUGGGGGUGCUUCACGUCCUGCUGAAGAUACUGGGCAAGUUUCUGGCGUUCUGCACAGGCGCGUCACCCGCUGAAUCACUCAAUGCCUCGGCCAACAUCUUCAUGGGACCACUGGAUUCUGUUCUAGUUUUGAGGCCAUAUUUAAAAUACCUGACACCAUCAGAGAUCCAUUGCUUUAUGUCUAGCGCCAUGUCCACAGUAAUGGGAAGCGCCAUUGGUUUAUACAUCGCAUUUGGGAUAUCUGCGGAUCAUCUCCUGGCAGCCUCUGUGAUGUCAGCUCCUGCUGCUUUAUCUUUGGCCAACCUGGCAGUCCCAGAAACAAGCAGACGUAAGGCUCUAGGGGCUGGCCAGGAGCUGGUUUUUACAAGAAGGUUCCGAAGUGUGAUCGACGCGGCCUCUAGUGGCGCGGUCAGUGCCACUACUCUCAUUGCAUCUAUAGUGGCCAACGCGACAGCCGUGUUCAGCUUUAUGAAGAUGAUCAACACUACACUAAGCUGGUUGGGGCAGCUGGUGGGCAUCAAGAGUCUAACACUACAAUGGAUCUGCUCCUACCUUUUUUAUCCACUGGCUCUAUCCAUGGGCGUGGAUGUGGAUGACGGGAGACAAGUUGCUGAACUGCUGGGCAUCAAAGUGUUCAUCAACGAACUUGUGGCCUACAGCGAACUGGGCGUUUACCGCAAAAACCGCAAACUCUAUGAGGACUACAUGUCACAAAACUUGACUGACUACACGCUCGACCCCGGCACGGGAGACGUCUUUCUACAUGGCUGGAAUAUGACCUUGACCCGGGGGUUCCUGUCCGAACGAUCAGAGGUGAUCACAACCUACGCCUUGUGUGGGUUCGCCAACUUCAUCAGUGUCGGCAUCAUCAUGGGCUGCUACAUCGUGCUGAUGCCCCACCGUAAGAAAGUCAUCUUCAAGUACAUCCUACGCUCUAUGGUCGUAGGACACUGUGCCAGCUUUAUGACUGCGUGUGUUGCAGGUCUGCUCCUGUAAGACCCUGCUAAUUUGAGGACAAUACUGUAUCAGAUUGAGAUGAACGCACGCAUGCAAGUGUGUGCACAAGCCCUGAACAUUGAGAUGGUGAUAUCAGGAGUAAAAUAUAUGCACUCACCAAAAUGGCCCAUGCUUUACAAAUCAAUUCGAAGCAUUGAUUGGCCCAGGGAAGACAUCUGAUUGACCAAGGGGUAAAUGUCCAACUGACGGCCAUAAAAGCAGUACACCGUUCUUUUAAAUGGGGAGUUCUAGUCGAGGCAGCUUAAACAAGCCAAUCAAUGAUUUUAAAAAUAAA
This is a messenger RNA of Physella acuta, 2767 nucleotides long. Its product is annotated as sodium/nucleoside cotransporter 1. Gene Ontology annotation, cellular component: plasma membrane. Gene Ontology annotation, biological process: nucleoside transmembrane transport. Gene Ontology annotation, molecular function: nucleoside:sodium symporter activity. NCBI's taxonomy places the organism in Eukaryota, Metazoa, Mollusca, Gastropoda, Physidae. The record is from RefSeq and is a predicted model, not a curated record.